UGUUUUGGCCGAUUCAAGAUGGCGGUGCAGGAGUCAGCUGCUCAGCUCUCCAUGACCCUGAAGGUGCAGGAGUACCCGACCCUCAAGGCUCCAACCUUGUCAGACCUCCAGAGCACCGUCUGCUCGUACCCGAGAGAGCCCCAGGCUGCCUCUGCCUUCCGGAGUCCCGCCAAAGCCAGAGCACGGCUGCAGUGCUGUCUUCUUACCCUAUGCAUACUCCUGAGCUCCUCCCGUCUCUCGCGCCUCUGCUCGGACACUUGGCCACAGACGAGACACUGGGGUGGUGUGGGCCUUCGGGGACAGGUGCAGGUCCACGUCGGGGUGCCCUACGAAACACUGAAUAAACGCUUUCGGGCUGCUCAGAAAAACAUUGACCGAGAGACGAGCCACGUCACCAUGGUGGUGGCUGAGCUGGAGAAGACCUUGAGCAGCUGCCCCGCUGUGGACUCUGUGGUCAGCCUUCUGGAUGGUGUGGUGGAGAAGCUCAGCGUCCUCAAGAGGAAGGCGGUGGAGUCCAUCCAGGCUGAGGACGAGAGUGCCAAGCUGUGCAAGCGCAGGAUCGAGCACCUCAAGGAGCACAGCAGCGACCAGCCGGCGGCGGCCAGCCUGUGGAAGAAGAAGCGCAUGGACCGCAUGAUGGUGGAGCACCUGCUGCGCUGUGGCUACUACAACACGGCGGUGAAGCUGGCCCGUCAGAGCGGCAUCGAGGACUUAGUGAACAUUGAGAUGUUCCUGACGGCCAAAGAAGUGGAGGAGUCCCUGGAGAGGCGGGAGACGGCCACCUGCCUGGCCUGGUGUCACGACAACAAGUCCCGGCUGCGCAAGAUGAAGGGCCGCCAAAGCGAGCACGACGCGAAGACGGGACGGAAAAGUAGAGUGGCCAGUGGCUCCCCUAAAGAGAGUGAGGAUCUUGGUAUGGAAACCAUAAAAGGAAAGCCAGAAUUGAGUUGCCUGGAGUUCAGCCUGAGGAUUCAGGAGUUCAUUGAGCUCAUCCGGCAGAACAAGAGACUAGACGCCGUGAGACAUGCGAGAAAGCACUUCAGUCAGGCCGAAGGGAGCCAGCUGGACGAGGUCCGCCAGGUCAUGGGCAUGCUGGCCUUCCCACCGGACACGCACAUCUCGCCCUACAAGAUGUUUGCAGCUGAACUGCUCACGGUGCCAUCCUGGAGAACCUAGGAAUUCGGACAGCCUUCCCCCACUCCUCCUGGCUCCUCCCCCUUGGGGGCCCCUUGGCCAUCAGCCCUUGGUCACGCCUGCCCUGGUGUCCUUAGAAAGGCUUGCUUGGCUGUGACCUUGGUGUUCUCUCUGAGCAGCUUUCUCAUUUUUCGCAACACAGAUGGAAGUUUCCAGAUCAUCAAGUUUUCUUUUCUUUAGAUGAGCAGUCCCACCGCAAGGUCCGUUUUUCUGUCCACACGUUUAGUGAAAAGGCUUGUAGAGAAGCUAGGUGCACCUUCAGCAGCUUGCCUGGGACGCUGCAGCCCCACGUCCAGCGUCCUCGUGCACAGGCGCUGCCUUCCCCCAAUGCGGCUGGGCUCUCUGCCACCUGUGACAGGCCUGCUCGGGACCCCGUAGCCGCUCUCUGUGGAGACUUGGGCCCUCCCAGCCCUGCCCACGUUUGUAGGGGUUUGUUGCUCAGUCCCUCCCUCAGUUUUCUGUCGUCUGUCUGGGGUGCUGUGACAGAAUCCCAGUCUCGGGUCGGGAAGCCCGAGAUCAGGGCACUGGCAAGGUUGUGGGGGGCUCUUCCUCCUGUAUGUUCUUACGAGGAAACUAGUUCCUGAAGACUCCACCUCAGGACCCUUUGGGCCUGGAGAUCCACCCGCCGACACCAUCAACAGUGGGGCACAUAAGACGCUCAGCCACAGUGUCCUCCCCCGGCUGCCAGCCUGUCCCCCAGAAGGACUGAAGUAAACUGCCUUCCCUGUGGGCUGAACCGGGCUUGUUCCCUGAGCCGUGACGGCAGGCUCUGCCCAGGGGCACCGCGGAGCCCGCUGGGCAGACACAGCCCCCACUGGCUGGAGUGCUCGGCCGCAGGCCGUCUGCUGGGCGGCUGGAAGCGUGUCCCCUGAGACUGGACUCACAGCUCUGUGGUGUUGGAAUGUCCUGUGAUCAGCCCUCAGGCCACAGGGAUCUUGCAGGAGUGAGACUGAACUUUGGUUGGCAGCCUCUUUGGUCUCUCUUCCCUGCUCUGGAGAAGGUUUGUGAGAAGUGCAGACAGGACCUGCCCUGGAGAGUGAGGUGUCCCGCUCGCAAAGAGUGAGGCCAGUGUUGCCGUCACAGCCGGAGGGCCGGCCCUCGGAGGCACCGAGGCAGUGUGAAGAGAAGCCGUGCAGCCAUUGUGGAGCCAAGGCCGGCAGGGGACAGGCACAGCCCACCGACGCACAGCCUCGUACCUGGACAUGGACAGCACGCCAGAGGAAGGCCAGGGUGCACACACAGGGGAUGGCGCAGGGUGGGGGCACGGGGCCCCAAAGGGCAGUGCUGGGGCAGGGCCACGCCCUGCCAUGCUGAGGGGACAGAGCCCUCACCCCCUGUGGCAGGUGUGUCUCAGUGGGUCACACGAGAAGCAGGACGACGUCCUCUGGUCAGGGAGAGGUGGCCGCUCCAGAGGCCCAAGGCCGGGGUCUCAGGGAGGGGGGAUGCAGAGCCUCUGGACUCGGCUUGGUCCUCUGUGGACUUUGCUUCGAUAAAAACGACAUUAAAGAUGUGUUUUUGUAAUGUUGGAGUUAAGCGUGAUAUCUGCCCGUGGAGCCCCGCUGAGUGGGGGUGCCCACGCUUCCUCCCUCGACAUGGGGCCCUGACCCCAGUGCUUGAUGUGCAGAGUUUCCCUCUUGCUGGCGUGUGCCCUCCCCUCCCUCCUCUUGUUGACUCAACCUGGGAAGCCCAGGGACACACAUUAACCAGGCCUGAGGUUCUGGAGUGAGACUUUUCCCCCCGAGACCUCAGUGCUGUUCUUCGGCCCACUGCAUCCCCUUCCUGCUGUGAGGCCACAGGCCCCCCCACCCUUGAGCAUCCGUGUCCACGCAGACCACGUGGCGGUGGUCCUUACAUGGACUCGGAAGUCCAGGCUGCAGGCGCCCCGCACAGCCCUGUGGCCGGUGGGCGUGGGUUUGUGGGGCCCGGGCCUGCUGUUUCUUCCGCCGGUGUGGGAAGGGUUUGUUGUGUGCUGUUCU
Molecule: messenger RNA, 3170 nt
Organism: Zalophus californianus (California sea lion)
Lineage: Eukaryota; Metazoa; Chordata; Mammalia; Carnivora; Otariidae
Gene: MAEA
Product: macrophage erythroblast attacher, E3 ubiquitin ligase
Exons: 9
Coding region: 19-1176 (385 amino acids)
Biological process (GO): proteasome-mediated ubiquitin-dependent protein catabolic process
Cellular component (GO): cytoplasm; nucleus; GID complex
Molecular function (GO): protein binding; ubiquitin protein ligase activity
Source: RefSeq, a predicted model, not a curated record